Molecule: messenger RNA, 3100 nt
Organism: Cicer arietinum (chickpea)
Lineage: Eukaryota; Viridiplantae; Streptophyta; Magnoliopsida; Fabales; Fabaceae
Product: origin of replication complex subunit 3
Biological process (GO): DNA replication; DNA replication initiation
Cellular component (GO): nuclear origin of replication recognition complex; nuclear pre-replicative complex; DNA replication preinitiation complex
Molecular function (GO): DNA replication origin binding
Source: RefSeq, a predicted model, not a curated record
UGUUUUUCAGUUCUCCCGUUUUGAUGUCACCAUCUCUUCUCCACCACCACUAGUGUCGUCAUCCCCACCACACCACCAGUGCAAUCCUUAGCACUAACGACAUUAAUAAUUAACUUUUGUACACUGCAAUAAAAUUUAUGACCGUAUGUCUAAAAAAACUGUGAUUGUAUGUUGAAUGGUGUGAAAGGGAUGUCGGAGUUAGGUUGGAACGGCAGAGUGCGUAGACAACGUUGAAUGUUUGGGUCGACGAUAGUGGGGUUUCCUUUCCGGCAUAUGCAAAAGAUACCAGUGGAACAAUGAACAACUUCUCCAUAAUUUUGAGAUGUGGUUGAAGGAACAUAAUAUGGGGUGGGGGUUAUGAGAAGUUUCAAUCUCAAAAUCUCAAAAUAAAGAAAUUAAGAGAAUUACACACACUAGUGUUUAUAAGGUGGUGGUGACAUUUGUGGUUCGUUUAAGUGAGUUUUGCUUCAGUUUGUUUUUUCAAACCCUAAAGUUAGACGAUCCAUUUUCAUCUUCGGACCCUUUUGAUUUCCCGCCAUAACAGAGACAACCUAAAAUCAUAUUGUUCUCUCUCUGUCUCUCUCUCUCUCGGUGCCAACAACUCACUUCUCUAUCUGGUGAGCAUCUGCGUUUUCUCUCCUACUCCUCUCUCUCUCUCUCUCUCUCCAUAGCAGAUUCUAAUGGCUCCUUCUUCUCCGAGCAAUACUGGUUCGCAGCCUACUUCAACCACAGAGAAUGAUAUUCAGCCAUUCUUUGUUCUUCAUAAAGCUUCACCUCGGAGAAAAGAUAGAACAUCAGUAUGGCAGGGAAAAUGUCGCAAGAGAAAUGAGCUUUCUCCUUCUCGGAGUGCAAAGAAACUGAAAUUAAGUACAGCUGAUGAUUGUGAUGGCCAUUUGGAUCAGAAACUACAGAUUGAAACUUUUGAGAUUGUUUGGACAAAGAUUGAAUCAACCAUUAAGGAUGUCUUGAGAGAUCUUAAUGAUAGUGUAUUCAGUAAUAUACAACAAUGGAUUGUUGAGUGCUUCAGGACUACAACAUUGAUCGGAGAACCUAGCAUUGCUGAAGCAACUCGGUCUUUUCCUCUUCUAAAUAAUACUACUCCUGGGAAGUUGAACAGUGCAUUUGUUAUUAGCAGAAACAUAGAGUUCGUUGAUGACGUAUUGACAUUUGAAGAGCUUGGUCUUUUCUUGAAAUCCCAUGGAUGUCAUGUGGCUAUGCUUUCAUCAAUGGAGUUUUCGUUAAAAAAUGGAAUUGCUGGUUGCUUGAAAGCUUUAUUGCGAGGGUUUCUAGGGAGUGCUUUUGACCCAGCUGAUAUAUCGACCUUAGCAUCGUGGUAUAGAGAACAAGGCAACUACAAUAAACCACUGGUAUUGAUCAUCAAUGAUUUGGAAAGGUGUUGUGGAUCAGUCUUAACUGAUUUUAUCCUAAUGUUGAGUGAAUGGGUUGUCAAGGUGCCAAUCAUCUUAGUAUUUGGAGUUGCAACGACAGUGGAUGCCCCUAGAAAUAUUUUUCCAUCACAUGCUCUUGAGUGUUUGUGCCCUUCUACAUUUAUGCUUGUAACACCAGCUGAAAGAAUGGAUGCAAUUGUUGAGGCUGUUCUUGUAAAACAUUGCACCACAUUUAAUAUUGGUCAUAAAGUGGCGCAAUUAUUGAGAAACUACUUCAUCAAUCAGGAUGGGACAGUUACAUCUUUUAUAAGAGCUUUGAAGGUAGCAUGCUUAUUACAUUUCUCUAUGGAACCUCUGAGUCUCAUACAAGGGAGAAUUCUAGCUGAUGACCAGGAGGGCACAUCUGGAUUAUCACCUGAGACUAUGCUGAAAUACAUGGAUGAACUUCCAUUGUAUGCAAGGAAUAAAAUGGUUGAUCAGACAAAGAAGAGCAUGGCUGAGGGUUUGUCAGAAUUGGCGACAGUGCAGAAACUAUGGAGCACUGUGGUUCUCUGCCUAUACGAGGCUGGAAAAUAUAGCAGAGUGCAGCUGCUGGAUUUGUUUUGCGAAGCACUUAAUCAUGUUUUGUCUCCAUCAAGGGAUUCUGUUUGUCAUACAAGGGAUGAUAAAGACCAUGGGUUGUCCGCAAUAAAUGAUUCCUCUCAGCAAUAUUCCAUCAUGCAAAGUGGAGGUUUUAUUUGCCAGAUAGUACGCAGAGUGAGGGAUCUCCCUUCAGGAAAGCUAGAGCAAUUGAUUGAGAGUUGGGAUAAACUUACUGCAGAUAUUUCAGAGAUUCACGAGAAACUGAAAAUAUUGCAAUCUUCAGUAAGAUGUCAAGAUGAACAGAGUGCACACAGGAGUUCGAAGGAUACCGAGAGAAGUGUAUCCAGGGUUUCAGUAGACAUUGACAAGGACUCAAGAAUGUCAAACUUGCAAGCCGUCACAUUUCUUGAUGAUUUAGUAAGAAAUUAUCUGAGGCCCAUUGAAGGAAUGCCUUUCCAUGAAAUUUUCUGCUUCAAGAAUGUUGAGAAGCUUCAAUUGGUUUUGAUCGGGGAUCCAAGGAGAAGGAUUCAAGUUGAUCUUUUGGAGUUCCAUAAUAUUUUACGUUGCAGUUGCUGUAACAAGAGUAGCAAUGCUCUUUUGCCAUCCAUGCAUGAUUCCUCAAUUAUGUAUUCGCUGGCUCAAGAGCAUGGAGAUCUUAUCAAUCUUCAUGACUGGUUCCAGUCAUUUAGAACAAUUGUUCUUCAACUUACAAAUAAAAGGAAACAAAAAUCAAAACAGACCCCCCUACCCAAGAAGAGAAAAGACAUGAAUGGAUCUGGAGACCAAAACGAAGCUGCAAUUCAAGCACGAUUUUGCAGGGGAGUUACAGAGCUGCAGAUCACUGGGCUAGUUAGAAUGCCUAGCAAGAGACGUCCGGAUUUUGUACAAAGAAUAGCAUUUGGACUUUGAUCAUAUAAUUCACUACUUUACUCCAUGUGAUUUAUUAUUUUUCAUGGAUGUUUGGUAAAGUUCAUAUUUCCUUUUCAACAUCUUAUUUGUUUUUUUGUAAAUUAUUGCCAAGUAAUAGAUAAGUUAUUCUAAAAAGUAACCAUUUAUUGAAAGGCAGUAUAAAUAUAUUGAACCGUGCAACAUAAUAUUAUGCGGUCAUGCAGCAACCUCCUUGGUUUUUA